UAGUUUCUUUCAAAAAAACUCGAUCGUCUUCGUCUUUUCCUUUUAUAUUACGUGCAAUCAUCUUGCCCUUUAUAUACCUUGCUCUCUCCCCCUCUCAUCCUCCAUGAACAACGCCAAAACAUACCUGUAGAUCAUCUCUCUCUCUCUGCUAUCAAACCAGAAUUAAAACCCUGUCUCUCAUGAGCCAACCAAUAGUAAUGGAAAUGGAACCAAGUCCACCAAUGGUGGCCAAGAAGUUGUGGAACAUGGUUCGAGUCGUGCUCUUCAUGCUAAGAAAAGGCAUAUGCAAGAGCAAGAUAAUGGGGGACCUCCAUACGAUACUCAAGCGCGGCAAGCUCGCGGGCAAGGCCAUAGCCGACAACCUCACCCUCCACGACCACUUCUCUGCCUUGAGCUGCCGUUCCAGCGACUCGCUUGCCUUCGUAUCCCCGCGCGAAUACGAGUUCAGCUGCAGCAACAGCCCCGCCUAUCAUCACCGCCCAGCCAUCUUCCAUUUCAACAAGCGCAAUAAGCACCACCACUUCUUUUCCGCCGCCUCCAAGUCCGCCUAUCGCUACGACGACGUCACCACCGCCACUGCAUUUCAGAAGGUGCUUGAGAUGCUGAACAAUCACGACAACACGGCUCCGCCGGUGGAGGCAUCGCCGCUGGUGACGUUACCUGGGUUCGGAAGGAGUCCGAUGGUGCGACAGCUGAGAGUAACAGACUCGCCAUUUCCGUUGAAAGAAGACGGAGAUGUUCAUAGCGGCCAAGUGGAUAAGGCUGCGGAGGAAUUCAUCAAGAACUUUUACAAAGACCUCACGUUGCAGAAAAGAAAGACUGCCGGCCUCGAAUCACCGUACCGUGACAUGAUGUGGGGUCGAUGAAGAAAUCAAUCAUUAAUCUUCGCAACAGUGCUAGCGCAUUGCGAUCAUAUCUCGCCAGGUCGAUCGAGUUUCAUCAUCAUGUACUACUACUACUGUGAUCAAUUUCUCAACAUGAGCUAAUGCAUCGAUUUUCUGCAAUUUGCAAAUGACUUCAGAGUCACAUGAUAAUUAAUUUCCUUCA
Molecule: messenger RNA, 1047 nt
Organism: Juglans microcarpa x Juglans regia
Lineage: Eukaryota; Viridiplantae; Streptophyta; Magnoliopsida; Fagales; Juglandaceae
Exons: 2
Coding region: 180-866 (228 amino acids)
Source: RefSeq, a predicted model, not a curated record